This is a messenger RNA of Ananas comosus (pineapple), 1322 nucleotides long. Its product is annotated as peroxidase 43-like. The transcript is spliced from 4 exons. Gene Ontology annotation, cellular component: plasmodesma; plant-type cell wall. Bases 64 to 1065 code for a protein of 333 amino acids. Gene Ontology annotation, molecular function: peroxidase activity; heme binding. Lineage: Eukaryota; Viridiplantae; Streptophyta; Magnoliopsida; Poales; Bromeliaceae. The record is from RefSeq and is a predicted model, not a curated record. Gene Ontology annotation, biological process: hydrogen peroxide catabolic process; response to oxidative stress.
CCUCAUCUUCGUUUUGUUUUGUGUAUCUUAAACCCAAUCACUUCCACUUACACCUCCCCUUCAAUGGCGAUUUCAACAACGUUUAGAUCCAUUUUUUGGCCAUAUAUUUUGGCCAUGGCUCUCACUCCCCAGUGGGUCUCCUUAGCCCAACUCCAAGUGGGUUUCUACUCCAACUCGUGCCCAAAUGCCGAGUCCAUUGUGAGCUCGGUUGUGAGAGAAUUCGCUCAAUCGGAUGUAACCAUUCUCGCCGCGUUACUCAGGCUCCACUACCACGAUUGCAUCGUUCAAGGUUGCGACGGGUCGGUGUUGAUACAACAACCGGCCGGAGCAGGAAAUUUAGAGAAGAGCGCGCAGAACCACGCCGGGUUGAGAGGGUUCGAGGUGAUCGACCGAGCCAAGGAGCAGUUGGAGGCUCAGUGCCCGGGCGUCGUCUCGUGUGCGGAUAUCUUAGCUCUCGCGGCUCGUGACUCUGUUUUUUUGAGCCGAGGACCGUUCUACGAACUCCCGACCGGCAGGAGGGACGGCCGGGUUUCGAACGUCUCCGACGCCGACAACAUGCCGGAGGUCCACGAGUCGAUCGAUGUCUUAAAAGCGAAAUUCGCGGCGAAGGGCCUCUCAGGGAACGAUCUAGUACUUCUUAGUGCUGCACACACUAUCGGGACGACGGCGUGCUUCUUCCUGGAGAGCCGGCUCUACAACUUCGGCGGCCGCGGCGGCUCCGACCCGAGCAUCAACCCGUCGUUCCUGCCGGAGCUCGAGUCGCAGUGCCCGCAGGGCGGCGACGUCAACGUCCGGCUCCCCCUUGACCGCGGCAGCGAGACCGUCUUCGACGCGCAGAUCCUCCGCAACAUCCGGUCGGGCUUCGCCGCCAUCGAGUCCGACGCGCAGCUCUACGCCGACCCGUCGACGCGCGCCAUCGUCGACUCGUACCUCGACCCCCUCAGCCCCUUGUUCGGGCCCUUCUUCCGCUCCGACUUCGCCGACUCGAUGGUGCGGAUGGGCCGGAUCGGCGUGCGGACCGGCGUCGACGGCGAGGUCCGGCGAAAUUGUUCUGCGUUCAACUGAGAGGUUUUUUAAUUUUAAUUUUAAUUUUAAUUUAUUUUGCAUGCAUGGUUGGGUUGGUUUGGUUCUUCACGUGGUAAUUGUGUGCGUAAAUUGUGCAAAUGCACAGAAAAUUAAGUAACGGUUGUGCACGUUUGUUAUAUGAAGUGUGACAGUUGAGAAAAUGUGAGCGAUUGUGAUAAAUGUUUGCAUAUACAUACAUAUUUAAUUUUGUAACUAUUUCGUGUUUAUUAUUAGUACAUUUUCGAUUAUUUUGAUCU